UUGUUAUUUUGCUGAUUUUUGAUCGAUUCCGCGUGUUUUUCGGGUUAAAAUAGAUGAUUUUUCGUGUUUUUUCUUGAAAAAAUUGACAAAAAUGAAGAAAAUAAUUCAGAAAAUGGAUGCUAUCAUGGGAAACGAUAGUAGCAAGCAUAAAAGUGAUGUGAAAACCGAGAAAGUUGGCUCGGAAAUCGAAAAAGCCUCAAAUCCAACACUUGAAGCCUAUUUCACGCGAAUUUCCGACGGAAAAAAUGAAAUUUCAGCGGAAAAACUUAAAAGCAUUUUCCAGCAAGAUCUAUCGGGAAGUCUCAUGAAAUACCUCACAGGCGACACAAAUUCGAAUUUAGUGACUCACCAGCAAUUUAUGGACAAAUUCACGCCAUUAUACGGAACUUCCACCGAUAUUUAUGUGAAAAUUCUCCAACCAGUGCACCACUUUCUCAAAGUUUGCUCAGAUUCGGCGGGCGCCGGGGCGAUUCAGGGCGAUGAGCAGUUUAUCAAGAUUUUGGUGGAAGAAAUGACAGAUGGAAAAACAGGCGAUGAGGCGACUCAAUCGAUAAUCCGGUGGCGACGGGAAAAUUGCGAAAAAUUCACGCAAGCCGUCCAAAAUCGUGUGGUUUCGGCUGUUACUGACACUAAAAUUAUCAACCCUGACUACUCCUCAGACAUUCUGUCACCUCUCCAAAUGUGGUAUCUACAAUCAUCACUCCCCGCCGUCUAUUUUCCGGCAAAACCCACCGAAACGUCGGGCGAAAGCCACUGGACUCCACUCUACACGUCACUUCAACACGGAAUCAGCACAAAUCGCUUCGAGACCCUCGUUUUCGACUAUCGUGGACCUACAGUAACCAUUUUCCGAAUGAAAGAUGGCCGUGUUGUGGUGAUCGCCGCUGAUCAGGAGUGGAGGCACUCUGGCAAUCGAUUUGGCGGUACAUUCACUAGUUUCUUCGAAAUUGUGCCGAAUAUUCGAAGAAUCGACGGAGCCAACUCGAUUUAUUGCAAUUUGAAGCUCCGCUCGUCGGCUUAUGGCCUAAGUUUCAAAAAUGAGCUGAAAAUCGAAAAGGAUUUCGAUGAGAUUCUAGAUAUUGAAGUUUGGGGCUGUGCGGGAGCCGGCACUCUAGCCGAUCAGCAGAAACUCAAAAAUUGGCAGAAGCAGCAGACUGAAAAGCACAAGCGGGUUCCACUGCCCGGAAAUUGGGACGAUAACCCGGACAAAACUCUUCUGGAAAUGGCCGGAUUCCAAUUUUCGACAGAACGUGCUCAAAUGGAGAUGGAAUCGAAAAAACGAGAUGCUCAGGCGGCCUACGUGGAAGCAGCCACCGCCUCCGAGACUUCUGAGAAGUAAAUUCCCGAGGGAAAAAUCGAUAAUUCCAAUGGAAAUUAAAAAAUUUGUGUUCAUUUAUUGCAUAGUAUUGAUUAGCAAACACUCACUUGUAAAGAAACUAUUUCACUUUUAUGAAUAAAUCGAUUUUUUUUU
Molecule: messenger RNA, 1471 nt
Organism: Caenorhabditis elegans
Lineage: Eukaryota; Metazoa; Nematoda; Chromadorea; Rhabditida; Rhabditidae
Gene: Y39A3CL.4
Product: TLDc domain-containing protein
Exons: 8
Coding region: 92-1339 (415 amino acids)
Source: RefSeq, marked reviewed